This is a messenger RNA of Spinacia oleracea (spinach), 1418 nucleotides long. Its product is annotated as putative glucose-6-phosphate 1-epimerase. Bases 87 to 1043 code for a protein of 318 amino acids. The record is from RefSeq and is a predicted model, not a curated record. Gene Ontology annotation, cellular component: cytoplasm. Gene Ontology annotation, biological process: carbohydrate metabolic process. The transcript is spliced from 10 exons. Lineage: Eukaryota; Viridiplantae; Streptophyta; Magnoliopsida; Caryophyllales; Amaranthaceae. Gene Ontology annotation, molecular function: carbohydrate binding; glucose-6-phosphate 1-epimerase activity.
CACAACUACUUAAUAUUCCAGAUUAAACUAAACUGAUCGUAAAUUCGUGAUCUACGCUCCACCACCAAAAAACUCUCCAAUUGAAGAUGAGUGCAAUUUCAAUGGCGGGUUCUCUUCCUUCCCUUACCUCCCUCAAGCUACAUUCCCCUAAUAACAAUCGGGGUUCAACAGUGAGUAUGAGGGCAUCAGCAAGUACUGAUGGAACUGCUACUACUAGCCAAGGAGUGAAAUUGACUCAAGGAAAUGGCGAUCUUCCCAAGGUUGUUCUCACUUCACCUCAUGGCAGUGAGGCUGAGGUGUACCUGUUUGGAGGUUGUGUGACUUCAUGGAGAAUUCCAAAUGGCAAGGACCUUCUUUUUGUCAGGCCUGAUGCUGUGUUCAAUGGCCAGAAACCCAUCAGUGGAGGAAUCCCACAUUGUUUUCCUCAGUUUGGACCUGGGAAAAUACAGCAGCAUGGUUUUGCAAGGAAUAUGAGCUGGUCAGUUGUUGAUUCUGAAAGUACAGAAGGGAAACCUGUUCUGACUUUGGAACUGAAGGAUACCCCUUACAGCCGUGCAAUGUGGGACUUUAGCUUCCGUGCUUUGUACAAGGUCAUUCUGGAUUCCACUAGCCUUUCUACAGAACUAAUUGUCACUAACACAGACAAAAAAGCCUUUUCUUUUAGCACUGCUUUGCAUACGUACUUUCGGGCUGCGAUUGCCGAUGUGGCUGUUACAGGUCUGAAAGGUUGCAAAACACUUAACAAAGAAGUAGAUCCUCAAAAUCCUGAAGAGGGUAUAGAGGAGAGGGAAGUAGUCACAUUUCCUGGAUUUGUGGACUGUGUAUAUCUCGAUGCAUCAAAUGAGUUACUCCUCGAAAAUGGCUUGGGUGACAAGAUAUUAGUCAAGAGUACCAAUUGGUCAGAUGCGGUGUUGUGGAACCCACAUCUGCAGAUGGAGGCUUCUUACAAAGAUUUCGUUUGUGUUGAAAAUGCCCAGAUUAAAGAAAUAGAGCUACAGCCUGAGCAAUCUUGGACAGCAACACAGCAUCUUAGUAUUGCGUAAGAUGAUUAAUCAUUAAUGUGGCUUCAUGUUUGAGGAAUAGCCGUUUCAGUGCGUGAGCUUUGGAUGGGAGGAUCUCCCUUACUACCUCGUCAACAUCUUAGAGAUACUCUUCCUAGAGUUGGCAACAUUUCAUUUGUUUAAUAAAAAUAAAGUUGUAUAAUGUUCAAAUUUUAUUUCACAUGUAUUUUGAUUGUAUCGGCGGUUUUGGUCUACACCAAAACUGCAGAUUUUUUUUAUAACUAAUGUUGUACAAUGCAUAGCUUUCAAUAAUGGAUCUUCACCAACAGAAGUACAAAAGAAGAAGUUGUCACCAUGUUUCUGUUUGUUUAAUCAGUCUAUACAUAAUAAUACAUAUAUGCUGUAGCAUUUCCAUGA